This is a messenger RNA of Spea bombifrons (plains spadefoot toad), 5070 nucleotides long. It is a transcript of the gene ATP11C, whose product is annotated as ATPase phospholipid transporting 11C. The coding region runs from base 695 to 4096 and encodes 1133 amino acids. The transcript is spliced from 29 exons. Gene Ontology annotation, biological process: phospholipid translocation. Gene Ontology annotation, molecular function: magnesium ion binding; ATPase-coupled intramembrane lipid carrier activity; ATP hydrolysis activity. Gene Ontology annotation, cellular component: trans-Golgi network; plasma membrane; endoplasmic reticulum. The record is from RefSeq and is a predicted model, not a curated record. NCBI's taxonomy places the organism in Eukaryota, Metazoa, Chordata, Amphibia, Anura, Pelobatidae.
UUUGCCGCCGGGAAUCCCUGACGAGUGUGUUUGAUACUGUGUCGGACACCCGGGGGAGGGAGGAAUCCCCUGCAUUGUCUCUCGUAGUGACGGGCUUCAGACAGAGCCCUGGCUUCCAGGUCUGAGACCUAAGGGCUAGGUGCAUGUUGUGUGGCCUCCUCCUCUCGGGGCGGAGAGAGGAAGGGAUGAUAGUGAUCUAGCCGAGCAGGGGGUUGUCUUGCACGCUGCAGUCGAUUCUACUACAGCUCCCAUCACUCAUUCCCAGCGGGCUGGGGUCAGGGGGACCUGGAGAUGGCAGCCUACAGAGAUCACUGAUCCCCACGCAGAUCCCGGGGAUCCUUUGGCAUCGUGGCUCCUGCACAAGCCUUUGUCACUUAUUAUACUGGGUGGGGGGUGUUCAGACCAGUAAAACCAGUGGGCCUUAUUACGGGGUUCAGGUGUACAUUUAGAGUAUACUGGUGGGCGUUAUUCUGUGUACUGGCUGCUCUGGCUAAGGGUGAUUAGAGUGGGAGCUUGUGUAUGUAACGUGGGAGGUGCAGGCUAGGUCAUCUAGUACAUGUAAAGGGAAGAUCAGGCUGCCCUGAUGCUUUGGGGUUGCCCCUCGUUCAGUGCCCUGCUGCCCACCCUUCCGAGCUUCACCAGGCUGACCACAUCCUGAACCUUGCCAUGUGACUUUAGCCGUGAUCUGCCCGCAAUGUUUCGCAUGGUUUGCAGUCGACUGUGUCCUGGAGAAGAGAAACGAGUUGGAACUCGUACUGUGUAUGUUGGCAACCGGCCAACUUCAGAAACAGAUGCCUUCAUUGCGCAGAAAUACUGUGAUAACAGAAUUGUCUCAUCGAAGUACACUGUGUGGAACUUUAUCCCCAAGAACUUGUUUGAGCAGUUCAGAAGAAUAGCAAAUUUUUAUUUUCUUAUAAUUUUUCUGGUUCAGGCGAUUGUAGAUACUCCGACUAGCCCAGUGACAAGUGGCCUUCCUCUAUUCUUUGUUAUCACCGUCACCGCAAUUAAGCAGGGUUAUGAAGACUGGCUGCGACAUCGAGCCGACAGAGAAGUCAACAAGAGCACUGUUUACAUUAUUGAAAAUUCUAAAUGUGUCAAAAAGGAGUGUGAAAAAAUAAAGGUCGGUGAUAUAGUGGAAGUGCGAGACAAUGAAACCUUCCCAUGUGACCUUAUCUUACUUUCCACGAGCUGUGGUGAUGGGAUAUGUACAGCUACUACUGCAAGCCUGGAUGGAGAGUCCAACUCUAAGACCUACUUUGCUGUGCGAGAAACCGCCUCAUUGUGCACCGAUGAAGCCAUUGAUUCCCUCACAGCCACAAUCGAAUGUGAACAACCCCAGCCUGACCUUUACAAGUUUGUUGGAAGAAUGAAUAUAUACACUAACCAGGACAUUAAAGCAAGAUCUUUAGGUCCUGAAAAUUUGCUGCUAAAAGGAGCAACUUUAAAGAACACCAGGAAAAUUUAUGGCGUUGCAGUCUACACUGGCAUGGAAACCAAAAUGGCUUUGAACUACCAAGGAAAGUCUCAAAAGCGCUCUGCGGUAGAGAAGUCUAUCAAUGCCUUUCUAAUAGUAUAUUUAUGCAUCCUGGUCUCCAAAGCAACCAUCUGUACCACUUUGAAGUAUGUAUGGCAGAGUAAUCCAGCCAAUGACGAGCCUUGGUACAAUUUGAAAACCCGCAAGGAAAAGGAGUCGUUCAAGAUAUUAAAAAUAUUCACAGAUUUCCUGUCCUUUAUGGUUCUAUUCAACUUUAUCAUUCCGGUGUCUAUGUACGUCACGGUGGAAAUGCAGAAGUUCCUAGGAUCUUUUUUCAUUUCAUGGGAUAAGGAAAUGUAUGAUGAAGAAAUAAAAGAGGGGGCUCUGGUCAAUACUUCUGAUCUUAACGAGGAGCUCGGCCAGGUAGAGUAUGUGUUUACAGAUAAAACAGGGACACUAACAGAAAACACAAUGGAGUUCAUUGAGUGUUGCAUCGAUGGACACAAAUACGACGACACUGUGGACGGUCUGUCUGUGAUUGAUGGCUGUGGUGGAUCAUUUGGGAAAGCUGCAAAGGAGAAAGAGGAGCUGUUUUUACGGGCUUUGUGCUUGUGCCACACCGUACAAAUUAAAAAAGAGUGCCAAACCGAUGGGCUGGUUUCAUCACCAGAUAAUAAAUGUACUUAUGUUUCCGCUUCCCCUGAUGAAAUUGCGUUGGUGAACGGGGCCAAAAAAUAUGGUUUCACAUACAUGGGAAUUGAAAACGACAUCAUGAAAAUUAAAAACCAAAGGAAUGAAUUGGAAACAUACCAGCUCCUUCACGUCCUGAACUUUGAUCCUGAUAGACGACGUAUGAGUGUACUUGUUAAAAGCCACACAGGAAAAAUUUUCCUGUUCUGCAAAGGAGCAGAUUCUUCUAUGUUUCCUCGAGUCGCCCUUGAAGAGAUUGAAAGGAUUAAAGUGCACGUCGAGCAGAAUGCUUUGGAUGGGUAUCGAACGCUAUGCGUGGCUUUCAAAGAACUAAGCCAAGACGAGUAUGACCAAAUGAAUAAGCAGCUGGAUGAGGCAAAAAUGGCUUUGCAGGACAGAGAAGAAAAGCUCUCCAAAGCUUUUGAUGACAUAGAAGCUGACAUGCAUUUGCUGGGAGCCACUGCUGUGGAAGACAGACUCCAAGAGCAGGCAGCAGAAACCAUUGAAGCUCUCCAUGCAGCGGGAAUGAAGGUCUGGGUUCUCACAGGUGACAAGUUGGAGACUGCCAAGUCCACUUGCUAUGCCUGCAGGCUUUUUCAAAACAACACGGAGCUGCUAGAGCUAACCACAAAAACUCUGGAAGAAUAUCAGAGGAAAGAGGACCGCCUGCAAGAGCUGCUACUAGAAUACCACCGAAGGCUGGUGCAAGAGGCUCCCAAACCUAAAGGGGGCUUGAAAAGAAGCUGGUCGGGAAGCCAAGAUUAUGGUCUGAUCAUUGAUGGCUCCUCGCUGUCGCUUAUUUUAAGUUCCGGUUGCAGCUCCAGCCAUUAUAAAAACAUCUUCCUUCAGAUAUGUCAGAAAUGUACGGCGGUACUGUGUUGCCGAAUGGCCCCACUGCAGAAAGCACAGAUUGUCAAAAUGGUUAAGAACAUAAAGGGGAACCCCAUCACUUUAUCUGUCGGAGAUGGUGCCAAUGACGUCAGUAUGAUACUGGAAGCACAUGUUGGGAUAGGUAUUAAAGGAAGAGAAGGUCGCCAGGCUGCAAGGAACAGCGAUUACGCAGUGCCAAAAUUUAAGCACUUGAAAAAACUCCUUUUAGUGCACGGACAUUUGUAUUACGUCAGAAUAGCGCAGCUUGUACAGUAUUUCUUUUAUAAGAACCUGUGCUUCAUUCUGCCGCAGUUUUUGUAUCAGUUCUUUUGUGGAUUUUCGCAGCAGCCACUUUACGAUGCUGCUUAUCUGACCAUGUACAACAUUUGCUUUACGUCUCUACCUAUUCUGGCAUACAGCCUUUUGGAGCAGCACAUCAACAUAGAAACCUUAAUUGCAAAUCCUAAAUUAUACAUGAGGAUAUCUGAUAACGCAAUGCUACAGUGGUGGCCUUUCUUAUACUGGACCUUGCUGGGUGCCUUCGAAGGACUGGUAUUUUUCUUUGGCGUUUACCUUCUCUUUCAAAACCCAGCACUGGAAGGCAAUGGACAGGUGUAUGGAAACUGGUCCUUUGGAACGAUAGUCUUCACUACACUAGUGUUUACAGUUACCUUGAAGCUUGCCCUGGAUACUCGCUACUGGACUUGGUUGAACCAUUUGGUUAUCUGGGGCUCCUUGGCAUUCUAUGUUAUAUUCUCAAUCUUCUGGGGGGGAAUAAUUUGGCCAUUUCUCAAACAGCAACGAAUGUAUUUUGUAUUUUCUCAUAUGCUGACUUCCGUAUCUGUCUGGCUUGCGAUAAUCCUUCUGAUAGUUGUCGGCCUUUAUCCCGAAAUCCUGCUGAGACUUACAAAAAACAUUAAGGCUGCAAACCAAAAGAAGGUGCAAUUACAGUUACCCAUGCUGAUCUCCUACAGAGAGUUGGAGAAUGGUUAUCUCUCUAGACUCGAUGGUGAAGAAUACAACCUAAACCCACUAUUGUCAUCAUUAGAACUUUAUGAAUGAUCGUCAUCAUUACACUGUGCAAGUUCAACCACUAAAGAUAUGUUACGUCGGUGGAUUUAUUAGAAGACUUGUUCCAAAGCACAUCUUUGCAACACUCCUUUACAAGAAAAAAAAAAAGUCUAACUUUGCCCGGGCAAAUAAACCAAGAACACGCAUUUGCAUGACAAGGUGAAACCAGAUGAAUAUGUCCAACAAGUCAUGGUCUUCUGAUUGUACACAAUACUUUAAAAAGAACAAUAUACUUUUAUAUUGAGCUUAGUGGUCUUGCUGCCAACAAAGCAAUGGAUGCGCAAGGAAUGAGGCUUUAUAAGAAUAAAUAUCUUGGUGCAUGUGCUGUGUCCAGCAACCUUUUCCAGGGCACUUUCACGUCUUUGGAAUUUAGAAGAUCACUGUAUUCAGCUCUCAAAACAAAAUAUUCUGGUUCCAUAACAACCAAAUCAUAUUACACAUAUAAUUUUCUAACAGAUCUUAACACAUUUUCAUACACUUUAAAAAGCAUAUUUUCAUAAAGGCUUACUAAAAUUGUUAAAUCAAAAAUGUUAUUGUUUAAAAUCGGUUUUGUUCUUUUUUAUCCAUAAGUUUUUGCCUUUGAAACAUUUAUACAUUUCUUACAUUUUUUUGAAACAAGAAAUUUCUGCAAAACAUUUCUUACUGAAAUUUUACCUUUUUAUUUUUUUUUGUUCAAAUUACAUUUUUAAAGCGAUGGGUGUUUGCUCAAUUUUCUUUUUAUUUGUUAAUGCAAAUUUUCACCUGUAUAAAAAGUUACUACUCUCAUGAGUAUUCUGCUUUAGAAUACAGAAGGAAAAAAGGAUAGUGGCCUGGGUUAAGUUUGAAUAAACAAGACUCCGCCAAGUUAUGCCGGGGCUUUAAUAACAAAGAUGGCAUUUAGUUAAUUGUGAUGACAUUGUGCACAAUUGUAAAUUAUAUUUAUUUAAGAUGGCAAGGUAUAUUUUUCUACCGGGUGUCAUAUGCAA